UCCCAGCUGAUAGGGUGACGUGGAGUUUGGAGAGGCUUGGAGAUUGGCUUUUUGAUUUGGCUUCUUUGCUGCAGUUGUGCACAAGCGAGCUGUGUCUGUCUCUCAGACAGAAACCAACCUGGCUCCAAGCUUGCGCCUGCUUGCUCUGUGAUGCUGGAAAGCCGCUCAGCUGAAGGAGUGAUGGUGUGAGAGAGAAAGCGAGGGAGCAGGGGAAAGCCCAUCCUCUCCUCUUGCAAUCUGGGGGUGCAGUCGUCAUCUUCCUCUCAGCACCUCCCUCCCUCCGUCCUCGUCACCAUCCUCAUCCUCAUAAUCCCUACCUUCAUCUCCACUCUUCCCGUCGCUCCCUCCCUCCCCCAUCCAAAUUACUCUGCACACGACCGAAAAGCAAGGCUGGUGGAAUUAUCAGCAGUGUCACCCCCACCCCCAUUUCCAGAUGCACUUCCCCACUUGCAGCGGCAAAAGAGAACCCGGGUUUUCCUGCAAACAGGGCAAGUUGGAUUGACAUGCCAAGGAAGACCCCCGCCACACACACACACACACACACACACACCCGUCCUGUCCUGGCAACGAUUUGCCACGAGAUGCAAUGAGAUCGUUUUAAAGAACCGGAAGGAUCUGUAACUGGGGAGAAAGAAGGACCCCCCCCCUCAAAUCAAAGAAUCGGGAAGGAUUCUUGACCUGGUAAGAAGACGGUUGCCUCUGUACAGUGGAAGUUAAAUCUUGUGUAUGGCGUGGUUAAGGUUGCAACCUGUCACCUCAACCUUCCUCCGCUUUGGGCUAGUUACCUUUGUGCUGUUCUUGCAUGGUCUGCAGGUGGAUGCUGGCACAGGGGCAGAUUUAUCCAGCACAGGACAUAACAUCACCACCUGCUCAGGUUCUUCUGAGUGCAAGGAGGGUGUUAUCUUGCCAAUAUGGUACCCAGAAAACCCAUCUCUUGGGGACAAAAUUGCCAGAGUUAUUGUUUACUUUGUGGCACUGAUCUACAUGUUCUUGGGAGUCUCUAUUAUUGCCGAUCGUUUCAUGGCGUCCAUAGAGGUCAUUACUUCACAAGAGAAAGAGAUUACAAUCAAGAAACCCAAUGGAGAAACCACCACAACCACCAUCCGAGUAUGGAAUGAAACUGUUUCCAAUCUGACCCUCAUGGCUCUCGGUUCCUCUGCUCCCGAGAUUCUUCUGUCAUUAAUAGAGGUAUGUGGUCAUGAGUUCAGGGCUGGUGAUCUGGGGCCUUCUACCAUAGUUGGCAGUGCAGCUUUCAAUAUGUUUAUCAUCAUAGCCAUCUGUGUCUAUAUCAUUCCUGAUGGUGAGGUUAGGAAGAUAAAACACUUGAGGGUUUUCUUUGUCACAGCUGCUUGGAGCAUCUUUGCAUACAUCUGGUUGUACAUGAUCCUCGCAGUCUUCUCUCCAGGUGUGGUCCAGGUAUGGGAAGGCCUGCUCACUCUGUUCUUCUUUCCUGUUUGUGUCACCCUGGCUUGGCUAGCAGACAGAAGGUUGCUGUUCUAUAAGUAUAUGCACAAAAAGUACCGUACUGACAAGCACAGGGGUAUUAUCAUUGAGACUGAGGGGGAACACCCCAAGGGGAUUGAAAUGGAUGGUAAAAUGAUGAACUCCCACUUUCUGGAUGGAAACCUAGUGCCUAUGGAGGGGAAAGAGGUGGAUGAGUCUCGCAAGGAGAUGAUCCGGAUCCUCAAGGAUCUGAAGCAAAAGCACCCAGAAAAAGACUUGGACCAGCUGGUGGAAAUGGCCAAUUACUAUGCCUUAUCUCACCAGCAAAAGAGCAGAGCAUUCUAUCGGAUUCAGGCCACCAGGAUGAUGACUGGAGCGGGCAAUAUUCUAAAAAAGCAUGCGGCUGAGCAAGCCAAGAGGAGUGCUAGCUUGCAUGAGGUGCGACCAGAAGAGCCUGAGGAAUUCAUCUCAAAAAUUUAUUUUGAUCCUUGCUCCUACCAGUGUCUUGAGAACUGUGGUGCUGUCCUCCUAACAGUCGUCCGAAAAGGAGGGGACAUAUCCAAGACCAUUUAUGUGGACUAUAAGACAGAGGAUGGCUCUGCCAAUGCUGGGGCUGACUAUGAGUUUACAGAAGGGACAGUUGUUUUGAAGUCAGGGGAGACCCAGAAAGAGUUCUCCAUAGGAAUCAUCGAUGAUGACAUCUUUGAGGAAGAUGAGCAUUUCUUUGUGCGCCUCAGCAACCUACGGGUGCUUGAGGCAGAGGAGCCUCCUGAGCUCAACAACUUGCCAUAUCCCAAGGCCAUACUGGCCUCGCCCUGCGUGGCUACUGUGACUAUCUUGGAUGACGACCAUGCGGGCAUCUUCACUUUUGAGUGUGAUGUGAUACAUGUCAGUGAGAGCAUUGGGGUGAUGGAGGUGAAAGUUCUUAGGACAUCUGGUGCCCGAGGUACAGUUAUAGUCCCCUUUAGAACAGUUGAAGGGACAGCAAAAGGAGGUGGAGAGGAUUUUGAAGAUGCUUAUGGAGAGCUGGAGUUCAAGAAUGAUGAAACUGUCAAAACUAUUCACAUCAAGGUAAUUGAUGAUGAGGAGUAUGAGAAAAACAAGACUUUCUUCAUUGAGCUGAUGGGCCCACGCAUGGUGGAUAUGAGUUUACAGAAAGCACUCCUCCUGACUCAAGAAGUGGCAGAAAGGAAGCUGACAAUGGAAGAGGAGGAAGCCAAGAGGAUUGCAGAGAUGGGGAAGCCAAUACUGGGCGAACAUCCCAAACUGGAGGUUAUCAUUGAAGAGUCAUAUGAAUUCAAGAGUACCGUGGACAAACUCAUCAAGAAGACAAAUCUGGCAUUGGUUGUAGGAACACAUUCCUGGCGGGACCAGUUCAUGGAAGCAAUUACUGUCAGUGCAGCAGGUGACGAAGAUGAGGAUGAGUCCGGUGAGGAGCGGCUGCCCUCCUGCUUUGACUAUGUCAUGCACUUCCUGACCGUCUUCUGGAAGGUGCUCUUUGCCUGCGUCCCACCCACUGAGUACUGCAACGGCUGGGCUUGCUUUAUUGUGUCCAUCCUAAUCAUUGGCAUGCUCACCGCCGUCAUUGGAGACUUAGCUUCUCAUUUUGGUUGCACUAUUGGUCUCAAGGACUCAGUGACUGCUGUUGUCUUUGUGGCCUUUGGUACUUCAGUUCCAGACACUUUUGCUAGCAAAGCAGCCGCUGUCCAAGAUGUGUACGCAGAUGCUUCCAUCGGCAAUGUCACAGGCAGCAAUGCUGUCAACGUCUUCUUGGGCAUUGGACUGGCAUGGUCAGUGGCCGCCAUCUACUGGGCUUACCAGGGACAGGAGUUCCACGUGACAGCAGGCACUCUUGCCUUCUCCGUAACGCUGUUCACCAUUUUUGCUUUUGUCUGCAUCAGUGUCCUGCUGUACCGAAGACAGCCUCACCUUGGAGGGGAACUAGGAGGCCCCAAAGGGUGCAGACUUGCCACAACUUUGCUCUUUGUGAGCUUGUGGCUACUGUACAUUUUGUUUGCCACGCUGGAGGCCUAUUGCUACAUCAAAGGGUUCUAAGCCGUGGAGAGAUGAUCCAAUCAGAAGGGAGGGAUUCCCUCCUUUGUUACCUCAUUGGACACCAGUCCUCAAUACGUUGUCAAACCAAGAGUGACAGCUAUCAAUCAAGAUUCCAUAACUGCCCAGACUGAAGGACAACUGGGCUUUAAGAAGGGCAAAACUAUCAUAAUAAAAGUUUAAAAAAAUAGAAGCCAACAUCAUCAACCCAGCCAUUAAUCCCAUCCAGUCAAAUAAAAAACUUCAGCAGUUUUCCAAGUUCACAUUUGUUGCUGCUGAACUCAACUUUGUUCCUUCCUCCGCCUUACAAAAUGUCAUGUAUUAAGAUGGAAGUCAUAUAAAUAAUUUGGGUGAAUAUUUGGUUUUCUUUUUUUAAAAAUUGGGGGUGGUCAAUCUUCCUUGAUUUGUUUUUCUUUUUAGCACUCCCAAAGGGGGCUGAAAACUAAUCAACACACAUCCAAACCUCGAGCCAGCAUCAGAGAUGGAGUUGAAAAUGCUACAUUUUUUUUUACAUUGCAUAAACAAUUUCAAUCAAAAGACUCACUUUUUCACUUUAUUUUAGAGUUACAGUAUGAGAUUGUUGUAUCUUAAAUGCAAACACAACACACACAUACACACAUUCAGGAAAACUACCAUUGAAGGCUAGAGCAUGUAGCAAUCUGAUCACCUACCUGGGCUACCAGAAAGAAAAGAAAGAAAGAAAGAAAAGACCUCUAACAAUAGUGUAUGUAACCUGUAUAUUUUGAAUAUGGCAAUUCUCUUUGUGUAAGUAACUUAAAGCUUUUGACACUGCAGAGAAUGGAAAAUAUCAUCAUUUAUAAAAGAUAAAUAAACCAACACAAGGAAAAUGUCUGCGGUGUGGAAAACAAGAGCAAGAGAAAACCAGCACAAGUUUCUUUUUUAAAAAACAUGAUAAGGUGUUCCAUUUAUAGAAGGAAAGAAAGGUUUCUUUUUUUAUGGAAGUGAAUUGAUGUAAAUAAUUUGCUGUUCUCACUUGUUUUGGUGCAUUUGAGAAAACUUCGAUGUGUUAAGAUGCCACUCGAAGUCUUACAAGCAUUAUCCUCAUGGGUUGACUUUGCUCUUAAAAAAAAAAAUAGAGGAGUGGGGAAAGGAUUCUGGUGAUUCUUCUUGACUAGGAAGUCCAGACUGCAAUAUGGAUGAUUCUGUGGCUACUUAAUAACCUGCUCAUAAAAGGACGCUCUCAGGGUGAUCUUAUACCUGGAGCCCCAGCCACUCUUGGGAUUUAUGGUUUGAAGUAGACUUUCCAUUAUCACCACCCUGCAGUUAAAUUCAUGAAUGAAACAUCUGGGAUGCAAUUUAAUAAGCCUACAUUUGACCAUUCUCUUGGUGUUCUGGCCAGAUGACUUCCUCGCCUCUUUUAAGGCAGAGUAUGACCCCAUGGAUGAUGAUACACAUCUGGUUACUGUAGUGCACUAGCAUCUUAUUAACUAAACACAGUGAACACCAAUAUCCUUGGGAUUUUGUGGGGAGGGAUUUCCAUUUUUCCCCUAAAGAAAAAACUGAAAAUAUUUUUCCAGCUCAUGUGAUGUUUUCCAUUCUAAUUAUCUGUGUUGCAACUCCCAUUGUGUUUCUUUCACACCCUCCUUUCAAAGGGCCAGUGCUUUCUGGUCUUUAUAUUAGAUGGGGAAUACCGUCUUGACUGCCACCAUUCAAAGGACUUCUGCAUCAUAUGAAGAAAGUUCUAGAAAUGCACCCUUUUAAUUUCCAAUAAUCAUCUUUUUUAAAGAGAAAGGCAUUUUAAAAAAUUUAAAAUAUAUAAAUGAAUAUCAACAACUGCAAACUGAAGGUUUGGUAAUAAAUAAAAGCUAUACGUAUAACUAUAUAAACAUAUUAUAUAUACAUAUUUCUUAAGCGCAAGAAGUAGGACUGUUUAUGCUUUAUUUUUUAAGAGGAAGACAUUUUCUUCUGUCAAAAAAACAAAAACCUUAGGUGCUCUAAAGGAAUGUCUUCUUCAUAAAAGCCAGGCUUAUUAAGGAGCACAGAGAGAGCUCAAUAGCUAGUAAACAAGGAAAAUGAAAGGUGUCUUUAUUGUUCAUUGUUGUACAAGAGUGCAUUAGUGAUGGUAAAGAAGUUUUAGAAGUGGAAAGAGUGCGUGUGACUGUGUGUCUGUGUGUGCAUCAAAAAGUGAAUGGUAAACUGCAAUGGCCAAAAAGAAUGCUUUUAGUGAACAUGGAAAUGAAGGUACAUGAUCUCAGAAAUGUAUGACAAUGAAUGAAAAUGAUCCUUAACUGGGGGGGAAAGUAUUUAUUUUCAUAUGAAACCACAAAGAGUUUGCUUAUGUGCCACAUCCCAUUUCUUAUAAACAUAUAUAUUAUAUUAAGAAAUGUAAGAGGGAAAUGAGAAUGCUUUGCUCUUUCAUACCAUGUGAGCUUGGUGCAGGAAGUUACAGCUCUGAAAACUAGUAAUGAGAGAACAUUAGGAGGUUUAUUCUAGUAAGCAAGGGGGGUUCUGAAGCUGCACAAAAAAGUCACCCUGCACAAUAAGUUGUGAUUUUUGUGGACAAAGCGCACAAUCUGCUAGCAAGGUCUCUUGGGCAAGCGCCAUUCAAAUGCCUGGGAGCUGCAGAGUAGUGAUGGACUGUGCGCUAAGUCAGAGGGAUGAUUUCUUUUUGUGGAACCCAUUUUACCAGGCAACCCAUCCUCAGUUCAAGUGCAGGGGUUUUAACAUUUUCCAUGCUUUCCCCAUCUGUUCUGUACUUUUUGCAACUUUUCUUUUAUUGUUACCUGCCCCAAUCCUUCAAGAAGAGGUGGGCUAGAAAUCUAAUUAGAUAAAUAUAUUGCCGCCUGUCCUUAAAAGGGACUCUGUACAGAAUAUUGACCUUUGAAAUGGGAAGCUGGUUAUCAAAUUAUCAGCUCUUCGGGAUUCCAACAAAAAAGACAAUUAAAAAGUUAGAGUUUCUUGUGAAUGGCCUCAACCAACUAUGAUCUGUGCCAUUUAACACUAUGUUAUUUCAUACUGAUUUGAUGUGCUAAGGCCUUGGUAUCAAUUACCUUUUUAUCUGAACUGACAAUGUUCUCUUACUGCUAGUCCUACCAUGCUUGUCUGUAUGUAUGUUUGGGUUUAUUUGUCACGUUUGUAUCCAUUUCACCCUUCCCCAAAGGAGCUCAGGACAAUGCAAAUGAGAUCCCACAUUGUCCUCACAAUAUCCCAGUGGCAUGAGAUUAGAUGGAGAGAUAAAUGACCUCUGUGCUUCUCAUUUCUGCUUGUGGAAAAUCUUUGUGAGGCCUCAAAGAUCACACAUCCAGUCCAGUGAAAGCCAUCAUCUCAUCUGCUUUGAUGGAUUCCUCCAUGAAACCCAUAUGGGCAAUUUUUCUUUGUUUUUAAAACUGACCUUGGGGUUCCCUCAAAUAAGUGAUAAGGUUUCAGGCAAGGUCUUACUAGCUCCAGCCUAGCUCCCCCAUUCCUAGUUGAUAGCCUAACUGGAUACAACAAAAAUGCUGUCAAUCUUGUUUGCUUGUGCUGUAUCAAACACAUUAUUUUCAUUUGCUUCUUUCUUAAGAUCACCUUGUUGGGGGUAGACUGUAUGCCAUUUCCCAUGUCAUGGUUACUUUGCUGUCCUUAACAUGCACUGAGAUGAACUGUUCUGGGCCAACAAUAUCAGUGGAGUGUUUCUUCAUUUUAUUUUUUAAGUCAUUAAAUACAAGAGAAGUAAAUUAAA
Messenger RNA from Hemicordylus capensis (graceful crag lizard), 7174 nucleotides. RefSeq names its product solute carrier family 8 member A3 (gene SLC8A3). Gene Ontology annotation, molecular function: calcium:sodium antiporter activity. NCBI's taxonomy places the organism in Eukaryota, Metazoa, Chordata, Lepidosauria, Squamata, Cordylidae. Gene Ontology annotation, cellular component: axon; sarcolemma; postsynapse. The record is from RefSeq and is a predicted model, not a curated record. The transcript has 8 exons. Gene Ontology annotation, biological process: sodium ion transmembrane transport; cell communication; calcium ion import across plasma membrane. The coding region runs from base 727 to 3498 and encodes 923 amino acids.